This is a messenger RNA of Ailuropoda melanoleuca (giant panda), 4760 nucleotides long. RefSeq names its product zinc finger protein 69 homolog. Gene Ontology annotation, molecular function: DNA-binding transcription factor activity, RNA polymerase II-specific; RNA polymerase II cis-regulatory region sequence-specific DNA binding. Bases 1480 to 3090 code for a protein of 536 amino acids. Gene Ontology annotation, cellular component: nucleus; PcG protein complex; chromatin. NCBI's taxonomy places the organism in Eukaryota, Metazoa, Chordata, Mammalia, Carnivora, Ursidae. The transcript is spliced from 9 exons. The record is from RefSeq and is a predicted model, not a curated record. Gene Ontology annotation, biological process: regulation of transcription by RNA polymerase II.
GGGCGGCCGGCCGCGGGGGCGAGGGGGCGGGCGAGUGGGGCGAGCCGGCCUGCGGGGUGAGCCGGGAGCCGUGCGAGGUCUGGGGUGGGGGCGACGGGAAGCUCUGGCUCCGCCCCGCCUGGGGUCCCCCAGUGGCGCGUGGUGCGCCCAACCGCCCGGGGUCGCAUUCGGACAAAGACUGCGGCGAGGUCCUCGCCUGGAGAAAGGUUUAUUGUCUCGGUUGCGGGAGGAGGAGACGGGAUUGGAGGGGUUCCGUGAUUUGCCACGGCCAAGCGAAGCGAAGGAGCUAGGAUUCAAACCCAGCGCCUUUGGGAUUCCAAAUCUCAAGACUAGUUUAAAUGUCGUACUACCUACAACAAAGAAUUGGGCUAUUCAGCUCUUUGUGCUUUGUGACACCAGCGCAGUGGUUUGGACCGCGUGGGCUGUGUAUAUCCACCGUCUCCACGUACCUUUUGUAAAAAAUAUUCACUGGUGUCAGUUCUAGAAUUCUGACUGUGCGACUGAGCUUUCUAGAUCAUUUUGCUGACUAAUGUUUUCUGUCCAGCAUCACCAGGGGGCUGUAGAGAGGUGGCUGCCUAGAAACCCGGAGCCUCCAGCUGCCUGCUAAGGAGACAGAUGGAGCUCAAGACGAGAUGCUCCUUGGGAGCCUAGACGUUAAAAGAUCCAGAUUCUGGAUUUUGGUACUGUAUGUUCCCUGGGUGCGCCCGAGUUUCCAGCAGUUUGCUUAUCGAAAGUGGCCAAGCCCGAAUAGGACCUUCUGCCUUGUGGGCCGAGGCAGAGAGCUCCAGAAAGGAGUGCUGAAGUCAACAUGCUCCAGCAGCUUCUGAUCACCCUGCCCAUGGAGGCCAGCACCUGGGUGAAGUUGUGCCAUCCGAAGAAGGCCAAGGAGGGGGCAUCCCUGUGGGAGGAUGUGACUAAGAUGUUUGAAGGAGAAGUGAGGAAAUGUGAGUCAAAUGAGAGACCUGUGCUUCUGACCUAGCCACCAUUUGGUGGCUAGGUCAGAAGGAGAAGGCAGCAGGGAAAGUACCAGUUUUGCUUUCUCAGGAUGCUGAUCAGACCCAGGGAGAAAGUUUCGAGGUUGAAGUCACCUCUGUGCCCUCGACAGUGGAAUCUCAGAUUCCUGCAAGUUCUGGAGUUCUGGCUGUGUGGUGGGUGCUUCUGAAUCCCUCUUCUGCCUUUUGCUCUUCUAGAAGAAUAUAGAGGCAUGCAUUCCAGCCUACUCAACUGGCUGCCUCCCGAGGAGGCAGUUCUUCAUUUAAGAGAGAAGUCAGUGUUUCAGAGUUAAAGUCACAUCAGCCUCUAGGAGCCCCCAGCUUCUGGUGCCACAGGGACACGCCAAAGUUCCGAGGGCAGGAGGUUGUGCUCAGAGGAGACGACACGCCUGUGAAGCGUCUCAGGAGAGGCUCUGGCCGUCCCCCCCCCCCCCCCCCCCGGAAGUGGACAAGCCCAGUCGGGGCGGCGGGGCGGGGGGGCGUCGUCAUGCUGCAGCAGCUCGUCCUCACCCUGCCCGCGGAGGCCGGCACCUGCGUGAAGCUGCGCCAUCCGAAGAAGGCGGAGGAGGGGACGCCCCUGUGGGAGGACGUGACUAAGAUGUUUGAAGAAGCACUGCUCUCUCAGGAUGCUGAUGAGAUCCAGGGAGAAAGUUUGAAGGAUGAAGUCACAUCUGGGUCCCCAGGAGCAGAAUCCAAGGAACUGUUGACCUUCAAGGACAUAUCUGUGGACUUCACCCAGGAGGAGUGGGGACACCUGGCCCCUGCUCACCGGAAUCUAUACCGGGAGGUGAUGCUGGAAAACUAUGGGAACCUGGUCUCAGUGGCAGGAUAUCAACUUUCCAAACCUAGUGUGAUAUCUCAGUUGGAGAAAGGGCAAGAACCAUGGAUGACAGAGAAAGAAGGCCCAGGAGAUCCCAGGUCAGCUUAUAAUACUGAAUAUAAUAAAAGCUGCCAUGAUCUUCUAGAAGACUUGAAGAAUAAAACAGAAACUGAUGCAUCAGCUGCAAAGAAUGACAUUUUACAGGAACACUUAUAUCAUGGCAUUAUGAUGGAAGGGUUCCUGAGAGACGAUGUCAUUUAUUCCACAUUGAGAAAAGUCUCCAAAUACGAUGGUGACUUAGAAAGGCACCAGAAAACCCCUGGAAGAGAUGUGAGACAAGCCAUCCUGACCCACAAGAGUGGCCAAGAAACUAACAAAUUUGGUGAAAAUAUUGUCGGUUCAAAUGUUAUUAUAGAGCAGAGGCACCGUAAAUGCGAUACACCUAGAAAGAGGAACAAAUACAAAUUACACUUGAUUAAUCAUCCGAGUUACAUAAGAACAAAAACCUAUGAAUGUAAUAUAUGUGAAAAAAUCUUCAAACAACCCAUUCAUCUUACUGAACACAUGAGAAUUCAUACUGGUGAAAAGCCUUUCCGGUGUAAGGAAUGUGGAAGGGCCUUUAGUCAAAGCGCAUCCCUUACUACACACCAGAGGAUCCAUACUGGCGAGAAACCCUUUGAAUGUGACGAAUGUGGCAAAGCCUUCAGACAUCGCUCAUCUCUUAAUCAGCAUCAUAGAACUCACACUGGAGAGAAACCCUACGUGUGCGAUAAAUGUCAGAAAGCUUUCAGCCAGAACAUUAGCUUGAUCCAGCAUUUGAGAACUCAUUCUGGAGAGAAACCCUUCACAUGCAAUGAAUGUGGGAAAACCUUCCGACAGAUCAGACACCUUAGUGAACAUAUAAGAAUUCACACUGGGGAGAAGCCCUAUGCGUGCACUGCGUGUUGUAAAACCUUUAGUCAUAGAGCGUAUCUAACACAUCACCAGAGAAUCCAUACUGGGGAGCGACCCUACAAAUGUAAGGAAUGUGGGAAAGCCUUUAGGCAGAGGAUACACCUUAGCAACCAUAAAACUGUUCAUACAGGAGUGAAAGCAUAUGAAUGCAACCGCUGUGGGAAAGCCUACCGGCAUGAUUCAUCCUUUAAGAAACAUCAGAGACACCACACUGGAGAAAAACCUUAUGAAUGUAAUGAAUGUGGAAAAGCCUUCAGCUAUAAUUCCUCACUGAGUCGGCAUCAUGAGAUACACAGGAGGAAUGCCUUUCGAAAUAAUGUUUGAAAAUAGAUUAUUCUACAUGAGAACAAAAGCUGGCUCUGAAUCAGUGAUUCUGUGUUUUUAAAUUCCAGGAUUCAAAUUUGAGAAAUUGAUAUCAUGAUGCCAGCUUUUAAUUUUGCCCCUUAUGUAAAUAGUACGUUGAUAACUACUGUCUCCUAACACCUCCAUACAAAGUACUUAAUCAAGAAUAAUUGGUCCUUGAAAUUAAAUGGUCCUUCAAAUUAAAUUCAGCAUUAUGGAGAAUGCACACAUUAUUGUUAUCUUUCUGAUUUAUGGUGGAUUAAUUAUUCUCCAUGGGCAUUCACUGAUUUAUAGACUAACAAUUGGGAAGAACUUUUGAAAAUACCACCACCUCUAUUUUUUAAGUAAACUUUUAUUAUUUUUUUUAAUGGGGAAACUUAAAAGUGGUGUAAAGCUCAAAAGGCAUAGAAAGUUAUAUAAGUGAAAAUCUUUUUCCCACAUCCCCCACCACCAAAUUUUUUAUAGAGGCAACCACCAUUUUUUAAUAACUAAUUUUUUUGUGUGCACCCUUUCAGAGAUUUUUGUAUUUGUAUCCAAGAGAAUACAAAUGCAGAGUUUUUCUUUUUAAGCAUAAAUGGCAGCCUCCUUUUUAAACGCUUCUGCACAUUACUUUUAUUACUUAACCAUAUAUCAUGAAGGUCAUCCCAUGCUGGUAGAUACAGUGUCUACUCAUUCUUUUUACAACGACGUAGUAUUCUGUGGUUUGAAUGUACUUUAUCUAGCCAGUUCCCUAUGGAUGGACUUUUGGAUUUCUGUUCUGUUCUUGCAAUGAAUAGUCAUAAACAUUUUUUAUUUCUUUCACAUGUAAGUAGUUAUGUAGGGUAAAUUCCAAGAACUGGAAUCUCUCACUAGAGGGUAUGUGCAUUUUCAUGAUGGAUAUUGCCAAACUGGCCUUCAGAGAGAGGUUGGGCCAAAUUAUUUUCCUACCAGCAAGAUGGAGAACUGUGGGAGCCACCUGCUGCUGAAGCAUGUCCUGGACCAACUGCUGUGUCAAUCAUCAAAGAAGUAUUGGUUUGUCUCAGUAAUUUAGCAUAGAAGGACAGCUGAGCUGCAGCCCCAGGAAGAGUGGUGCUUGCCAUUCCUGGAGCCAGAGAGGAAUCUGCCUCUUCCUGGACAGCAGCCAAGCCCACCAAAGUCUCAGCUGGAGAAGGAGAAGCCCUUUCUCCAUCAGCUGCUGCGGUCCCUGACUUCUGAGGCUGGGGCUGCCUGAUCAGUGAGAGUCCCUUUAAGGAGACCAAUACACUUGUCUUAGCAAGUAAAAUUUUGGCUGCUGCCCCUCUGUUGGAAUGGAGGAACACUGACAGUUGAGUCAGGGUACUCAGGAUGGCAGGGUGUACCAUGGAUGACCAACCACACAGCCUUUUACAGGAUGGCUAUGUUAGCAAGUUAUAAGUAACACAUGGAGGAAGACAGAAAGGAGGUACGGUGUGACUUUCUAUUGAGCAUUAAUUAAUGAUUGAGAGCAUUAAUUAACACUGCUAAUGUGAAAGCUGAGCAUCAAGACUAGGACCACAUGCUUUUGUACAUAUUCAUUUUCCAAUCUGGUAAACGUUUAUUAAAGUUUUAGUGAUUCUGUGAAAUGGUAAUGGAUUUCUCCUGAUCUCCAUCUCACAGCCGCUACUCCAGUUACAAAUAAAAGCCUGGCACUGAGA